Messenger RNA from Raphanus sativus (radish), 2015 nucleotides. Its product is annotated as F-box/kelch-repeat protein At5g42350. The record is from RefSeq and is a predicted model, not a curated record. The transcript has 3 exons. Lineage: Eukaryota; Viridiplantae; Streptophyta; Magnoliopsida; Brassicales; Brassicaceae. Gene Ontology annotation, cellular component: SCF ubiquitin ligase complex. Gene Ontology annotation, molecular function: protein binding. Bases 191 to 1867 code for a protein of 558 amino acids.
AGCUUUCUCAUUCAUUCCCCCAGUCUAUUUCCUCUCUAAGCUGCGCAAAAGGGAAAGGGGAUUCGAUUCAAUCGCUCUCCUUCGUUCGAUUUCUGGACAAGCCUCGAAAUCUCCUCUCGUUCUGUGUUUUUGCUCAAUGUUUUGCUUAAUCUUCGAUUUAACUGGUUGCUUAUAAAAUUAGUGGUGCAAGAUGAUCUCUGAGAAACCAUUGGGAGAGGAGUCAAUCCGGAAGGAUCUGGAAGGUUUAACAGUGUCGUCAAAACGCCUUGUUAAAAGUGUUAGCCAGAAGUUAAAGAAAAAGAUCUCCAAAACUGAGGUGGUGGUUGAGGAUGAAGUAGUAGAUGCCAGAGGAGGAGGAGGAGGAGGAGGAGGAGGAGCCUUGAAUUGUCUUAACAUUAGUGGUAGAGGUGUUGGUUGCAAAGUCGCCGACACCGGUGAUGAUUUUGAGGAUAAGAGAUGGUCCAGCGCUAGUGAAAGCUUAACCACUACCAUUUGCGGAACUGAAGAAACCACCACUAGGUUGGAUUGCUUUUCUCAUGGAGUCAAAGAGAUGUUCUCUAAGAAGCAUAACAACAACAACAGAAAAUACAUAGAAUCAAAGCACAACCACCACCACAACAUAUUCCUCCCUGACGAUAUUCUCGAAAUGUGUUUGAUGAGGCUUCCUUUGACCAGCCUAAUGAACGCCCACCUCGUCUGCAAGAAAUGGCGCCACAUGGCCACCACGCAGCGGUUCCUCCACCUGAGGCGCCAAGGCUCCUUUCAGUCCCCGUGGCUGUUUCUCUUCGCUUCUGGGGAGAUCCACGGGUACGAUGUGUCUCAGGACAGGUGGCAUAGGGUUGAAUCCGAUGUGCUUAAAGGGAGGUUCAUGUACUCGGUGACGAGCGUUCACGAGGAUGUUUACGUGAUCGGAGGCCGUUCCGAGGAUAGAAACUCUUUCAAGACGCACAGAGGCGUUCUCGUGUUCAGCCCUUUGACCAAGUCGUGGCGUAAAGUCAAGUCUAUGAGACAUGCUAGAACGCUUCCCGUUGUUGGUGCCACUCAUGUUUCUUCAGAGCUGUCCUCCGUUCAACAGCAGAGUCAACGCUUUCACCGGUCGUCUAGAGAAUCAGCUGUUUAUGAAGACCCUCACAGAUUCUCCGUCAGACGCAGCCAGGGUGAUCAAACCGGAGGAACUGUUACAUCAUCCCACAGAUCAUCGUCAGCAAGACUAAAGCUCAACACCUCCAAGAGAUUCGUGCUCAUUGCAAUCGGAGGGGCUGGACUGUUUGACGAGCCGCUUGAUUCAGGUGAGAUAUACGACUCAGCAACGAACACGUGGUCAGAGAUACAGAGACUUCCCGUGGAUUUUGGAGUCGUGUCUUGCGGGAUCAUAUGCAAUGGGAUCUUCUACGCUUACUCCGAGAACGAUAAGCUAUCAGGGUAUGACAUAGAGAGAGGCUUCUGGAUUGGGAUCCAAACAUCUCCGAUCCCUCCUCGGGUUCACGAGUUCUACCCUAAGCUCAUCUCCUGCAACAACCGGUUGUUCAUGCUCUCGGUCUCGUGGUGCGACGAAGGAGAUGGGCAGAUUGGGAGGAGGAACAAAGCGGUGAGGAAGCUGUGGGAGUUGGAUCUUGUGUACCUCACGUGGGCCGAGGUUUCGGUACACCCAGACGCACCGAUGGAUUGGAACGCCACGUAUGUCUCGGACCAGAACAUACUGAUGGGAGUUGAGAUGUUCAAGAUUUUCGGGCAGGUGUUGGGUUUCUUCACUGUCUGCGAUGUGUCGAGGGAAGAAGUCUCUUGGAGACAUGUUUCGAGGAACCAAAGGAGUCAGAAACUUAAUCGAUCUUGUAUGAACAAGACCAUUGCCUUGCUUCAUCUCUGAUCUUUUUUUUUUUUUUUAAUUUUUAAAUUCACUGUAAUAUUAUUAUCUUUCAGGAUUUGUUAAAUGAUUGUAUUGAAAGAAAAGGUAAUUUGUGACCCUCCCCUUGUGACUGAAAUGUAAUGUUCGUAUUUUUACUGAUUUUCUGCUA